Molecule: messenger RNA, 2585 nt
Organism: Linepithema humile (Argentine ant)
Lineage: Eukaryota; Metazoa; Arthropoda; Insecta; Hymenoptera; Formicidae
Source: RefSeq, a predicted model, not a curated record
GGCGCGGAACAACGGUUGUGGCGCGGGAUGGCGAAGCCGUGGCGGAUCGCAGGCGGAAUACGCGCGACGACGAUUGACGGCUGCUUCGUUAUUGUUCGCGAGUCACGCGGCAGCGCGUAGAGAGAUCCGCACGAAUAACGCACCCUACGACGUGACCGCACCGCUGUUGCCGCGGCUCUCGACACAGCGGCAGCAGCACUCACGAGGAACGCGCAGCGCACGACGCACCGGCGCGACACAAUCGCGACUGUCCGGCGAAUCGACGAUGACGACGGCGACGAAGACGGUCGUGAACACGCGCGGCGACGAUCGGAUGCGACAAAGGCGCUGGAAAACAACAGUGGACGAGCGCACAAAGGCAGCGGAUUUUGAAUCGCCCUCGCGUAAUGCCUUGUCCCGGAAGCCCAGCGCUUCUCAGGCCCUCGUCCUCGUAUCGCGACCAUUCAUCUCACUUUCGUGUCCCGAAAUCGCGAUCGCGGCGUCCUUCUUCCGUCCCACGGCGAGCGCCGAAACGUGCGCAUCUCCGAUGCUCGCCGGAUGUUGACUCUGUCGCCGCUGCGGCGGACGCUGGUAAUCCACGUUUUCGUGGGCGCUGUAAUCGGCCCGCGAAAGCCGGCGCGCCUGGCGCUACCGGCAUUCACGGCGGCGGCAUUGCCCUCACGCACACGAUUCGACCUCUGACCGGCCGGAAAGUUCUUCAGCACGACAAGAGAGCGCGACACUGUCUCUUGUUCAAUCCGCUGAAGAUUCAAUAAGAACUUCAAGUCUUUAGAUGUAUAUUUAAUUAAUCACGGCUGAAUUAAAAAAUAAUGUUAAACUGACGUUGUUUCUCAUGGUAUGUUCUUUAUGUUUGCUUAUAUAAAGAACGCUCCUAUACGAAUUAAAUUAAUUUUAAGAGCGACAUAACUCCUUUUUUUUAAAAGAAAUUUAAAAAGAAACAACGUUUAUAUAAAGCGAGAGCAUGUUGUACAAAUUAACGCAUGACACGCAUGGGUACUUCACAUAUUGCGAUCCAAUAUUUGCUAAUCUAGAUAUUGGAUUUCCGGAUAUCGUCUAUCUACUAGUAAUCGGAACUGAAAACAGACAGUGUGCAUCGAUCCGGAUGAAUAAUAUUAGCGCAGGCGGUCUAUUCUAACGCUACAUGUUUUGUCCAUCGUAACUAUGACUACAACUUACUAAGGCAAGGAGAAGUCGACGCAAAUGUGCGAAUUUUCGACGCUGCUCGGAUAUUAAAGACAAUUUAGGCAAAAUGAAUGAUAAAGAUGAUAGUGCUUGGGUAUUCGAUUCCUUGAUCGGAUUUCUGCAAGGCCCCAUUUGGUCCGCACCCCUGCUGAGCUUCAUCGAGGAAAAGUCUCUUGUUUUUGAAGCAAAUACCGAAGAUUGCGAAGAAUAUCGAAAGAUAUAUCAAGAAUAUAAAAAUUUGGUUGAUUUGUUGCUGGGAUGCUUUAUGGAAGAUAUGGGUAUCACACCAGAACAAUUUGAACAUGCGUGCAGCGUUAACAGAGAUACAAAGAUUCCCAUACAAUUUCAACAAAACCUGUUCGAACAAAUAUGGGCGGCGAAUGAGUAUGAGAUAUUCAAAAGAAUGAUGAUACAGAAAAACUUGGAGCUCCAACUGCAGGCGUUAAAUAUGAUCGAGCAAAAAUAUGGUCUUACACCUGCUUCUCUCAUAUACGAGGAUGGUUUCAUUGACGACGAAUUGGUCAUGGAGGAUUUGAUACAGAAACAUGCUCUGGAAGAGGAUCAGAGCGAGGAGGAACCAGGUAUAUCCUCCGAAACAACACUGAUUGCUGAACACGAGCGUUUAGCUGCCGAAUAUCACAACGAAAGGGCAUUAUUGGAAGAAGCAUUGAGAAAGUCGAAAGACGACUCCGGGAAUUCGUCGGAUAACUCGACAGAAGAUGUUGAAUGUGCCACCGUAUCUGUCGAAAAAGACUCAUCACACAAAUUUUCUCAACUCAGAAAGUCUAAGCCUCUCAAACCAAUACCGACUUCAAAAAAGGAAUCCGAUGAAGAUGAGAUGAAUACAGAAGAUAUGAAAAAGAGGCAAGAAUACCUGAAAGCUAGACGAGAUAAACUUGUAGCUUUGAAGAAGGAAGCUAGGAGUCAUAAGCUAGAAAUGAACAACACGCGACCGAGUUCAGCAAGAGUAGUUGCCGAAGCGACUAUGAAAGGGCAACAAGAACUACAAGCAGCACAAUCUGUAGACCCUUCAAUACUUAGCGUACGAAGGGCUCUUGCAGCGCGACUGAAAGCCGAAGUUGUGCAUAAGUAAAUUUCAUUUCGUAUGAUAUUGUUUUUUCAUAAUUGUAGAUAUAAGUAUCAAGAUCGCUAUUCCAGUAAAAUGCUUUACACACAAAAGACUAAUUACUAAUUGUGAUAUCCAGAGACAACGUAGUGUGUUGUACGCAAUUAAAGAAUUUACUUGGAAGAUAUUAGACUUAGCUUUCGGGAAAUAUAUAAUGUGCGAGAAAGCUGCAAGUUACUUUCAUAUAUCUACGUUAGUUUAUAGACAUUUUUAUUUCUACAUUUUUACAACGCUUUUUAUAAAGAAAGGGAAAGAGAGAAAGAGAGAGAGAGAGAGA